Messenger RNA from Globicephala melas (long-finned pilot whale), 396 nucleotides. Its product is annotated as histone H2A type 1-like. Gene Ontology annotation, biological process: heterochromatin formation. The record is from RefSeq and is a predicted model, not a curated record. Lineage: Eukaryota; Metazoa; Chordata; Mammalia; Artiodactyla; Delphinidae. Gene Ontology annotation, cellular component: chromatin; nucleosome. Gene Ontology annotation, molecular function: DNA binding; structural constituent of chromatin; protein heterodimerization activity.
AUGAUGUCUGGACGAGGCAAGCAAGGCGGGAAAGCUCGUGCCAAGGCCAAGACCCGCUCUUCCCGGGCGGGGCUGCAGUUUCCUGUGGGCCGAGUGCACCGCCUGCUCCGCAAGGGCAACUACGCCGAGCGUGUCGGGGCCGGCGCGCCGGUGUACCUGGCGGCGGUGCUGGAGUACCUGACUGCGGAGAUCCUGGAGCUGGCGGGCAACGCGGCCCGCGACAACAAGAAGACGCGUAUUAUUCCGCGUCAUCUGCAGCUGGCCAUCCGUAACGACGAGGAGCUUAACAAGCUGUUAGGCAAAGUCACCAUCGCUCAGGGUGGCGUACUGCCCAAUAUCCAGGCCGUGCUGCUGCCCAAAAAGACCGAGAGCCACCACAAGGCCAAGGGCAAGUAA